Anolis carolinensis (green anole) is the source of this 1279-nucleotide messenger RNA. RefSeq lists its product as uncharacterized. Gene Ontology annotation, molecular function: nucleic acid binding; zinc ion binding. Lineage: Eukaryota; Metazoa; Chordata; Lepidosauria; Squamata; Anolidae. The coding region runs from base 72 to 1016 and encodes 314 amino acids. The transcript has 2 exons. The record is from RefSeq and is a predicted model, not a curated record.
UUCGGGAGCCACGCAGAACGGCCGCCGGAGUGGGGCGCGGCGUGUUCAAAGGGGCCGUCCAAGGAAACCCGAUGCAACCCUUCCCCAUGCCUCCCAAACAGCAGCAACGGGCCGCACAAUGGAUGCAAAGGAGGGAAGAUCUCAAACUGGAAUACGGAGGGGAAUCAUCUGAACUGAACUUUUUCCUCAUUAGCAUCAGAGGAUAUAUAGAAGACAACGCACACACAUUCCCCUCUGAAGCAAGCAUGGUUCGGGCCAUCGGCAACACACUAAAGAGAGGAGCGGCCAGCUGGUAUGUGCAACUACAUGCCAGACGCGACCCGUGCCUGAGGUCAGUGCCCCGCUUCCUCGCCGCACUGGAAAACCGGUUCAGAGACCGGCUAGAGCAAUUGAGGGCUAGAGACCAGCUUAAAGGAAUAAAGCAGAGGGACAAAACGGUGCCCGAGUACGCAGAGGAAUUCCUCCAUCUCGCGGAAAAGGUACCAGAGUGGUCUGAAGUGACCAAAGUGGAGAUAUUCAAAGAGGGACUACGCCCCGAGGUUUUUAGUUGGGCGGCGCAUAGAGACGACCCAGAAACACUCCAGGGCUGGAUACAACUAGCGGGGCGCGUCGAAUCCACCCUGGCCCAGGUGAAGCGUUUCAGGGGCGGCGGCAGCCAGCAAAGACCGGCGGCGAAAGGUCGAGGAGAAACGAGGAAGCAGGAAAGGCCCGGAGGGAGGCCGGGGAUCCCCUUCAAAGGAGAUGACAACAAACCCAAGCCGGGAUGCUUUGUAUGUGGGAAGACGGGCCAUCGAGCAGCAGAAUGUUGGGCCCGGAAGGGGGAGCCGCCAAAACCCUCAAAGCCCAAGCCAGCAGCCGGGAGGCGAGCGGAGGAGGAGGUGCGAGCCCCAGAAUCUCCGGAAAGGCUGGAUUGUGAUGAAAGAAGAACCGAAGAGGAGGACGAAGAAAAAGAGGGCGCCAUGUCAUGGAACCAAGUCCCAGGGCUGAAUUUCCAAGCCCUGGUCUUGGAGUCAUAACAUAAAUAACCCUGAAAGCACCUGGCGGGAGAAGAUAUAAUGAGCCUGGGAACUCAGGGUUGAAAGUAUAAACAAUCAUAAUUGGUAUAGUGUGUGAGAAUAGUAGAAACGUGAGACAAAGGGGUGGGGUUUGAUGAUGAUAUUUGCGUGUGGUGUUACGUUGCAUCAGAGGUGAUAAAAAUGAGUGUAUGUAAACAUUAGGUCAUUCUCGACUUUUCCAAAGUCAUGUAUUCUUCAAUAAAGAUUGGAUUUGAGAGCAGCUA